AUGGAUGUGAAGCACGAUGCUAUUUAUUUGAAUAUACAUAAAUACAUUAUGAUUAUUGUGGGGAAAUGGUACGUCGGAUUCCAGAAUAAAGCUCUAGAUAAAUUCUACAGGCUCUAUUCGAUGUUCUUUGAAACAUUCGUCAUUCUGAUAACUCAACAGAUCUUUGUGUCUAUAAUUGUUUACAGAAGUUGCCCAGCAGAAAGGGUUAUAGAGCUAAUUUGUUAUUACAUCCAGUACACCAAUAUGUACGUGUCAAGUUUGCUAUGUAGAAGGGCCAGCAUGAGGAGAGUUUAUGAAUAUAUCUUUGAUUACGAGAAAACAAAAUUACACAAAGAAAAUGAUGUGUCUGUAAAUAUAUAUUUCAAAUAUACGACCCUAAACAGAAGGAUGCUGGUUUUCUUUGCUUUAUUGACAAAUAUAACAGGAGCUAUAUGGUACAUUCUGGUUGUCAGACACACAUUGACGGAGCAUGAUACUACCUUAUGUGCUCUUAAAAGAGGCCUAAAUUUCCAAAUUUGUGUAGUUUCUAUACACAUUUACAAUAAAUUAACUCCAGUAACGUUUAUGCUGUUCGAGUUAGGGCAAAUCAAAAUAUUGCAGAAUAUGAUUCGGUGCAUCGACAAAAAUGCUUCUGAAUUAGCAAGCUUCGAAGAUAUUGAUAGUGAUGAGGCAGUGCUGAUAACAAUGAGAGGUUGUGUAAAGAAGCACCAGGAAAUCAUAAGAUUAUUGCAUAUGAUGGACAAUGCUUGCAAAAAAAUUGUGUUAAUUAUUUUCUUCAGUAAUUCCGUGGAAUUGGCAGCAUUCAUAGUAAAACUACUUACGGAAACAAAUACCUUAGACAUCUUCCGAACAUUUGGAAUUUUAAUCAUGCUGAUUACUCAGAUUUUUAUGUUCUUCUGGUAUGCUAAUGAGAUACAAGUACAGAGCACUGCAAUAUCUGACAUUUUAUAUAACAACACUGACUGGAUAAAUUACAACAAACCUGCUAGAAUGCGCAUGCUGUUGAUGAUGAUCAGAUCGCAGAAACCAUUGACUUUCAAUGCUGCUGCUAUCGGAGACAUGUCCAUCGACACAUUUAAGAGAAUUAUGAAGCUUUGCUACAGUAUAACGGCUUUUGUCAAAACAGUGUUUAAUAGUAGAACAGAGAUGUAA
Anoplophora glabripennis (Asian longhorned beetle) is the source of this 1152-nucleotide messenger RNA. RefSeq lists its product as uncharacterized. Lineage: Eukaryota; Metazoa; Arthropoda; Insecta; Coleoptera; Cerambycidae. Gene Ontology annotation, biological process: detection of chemical stimulus involved in sensory perception of smell; sensory perception of smell. Bases 1 to 1152 code for a protein of 383 amino acids. Gene Ontology annotation, cellular component: plasma membrane. The transcript is spliced from 7 exons. Gene Ontology annotation, molecular function: odorant binding; olfactory receptor activity. The record is from RefSeq and is a predicted model, not a curated record.